UUCUCACCUUGACAUCACUUUUUUUGGAUUUGUGUUGACGUCAUAUGAGUUUGUUUGCAUCGAAUACAACAUGUCGAUGCUCGUGGGAAAUCAACAAACUUUUGAUGAAAAAUGGCCGACUAUGCAACCUAUUAUACUCAAAUUGCUGAGUCAGCAAUCAGUGACUCGACAGGAAUGGCAGGAUUUAUUUUGGGACGUUCAUUCAGUUUGUUUGUGGGACAACCAAGUUGGACCUGAAAAAGUUCACACUGCGCUUAAAACGAAUAUUUCAAACUUUAUCAAAGAAGCACAGCAGAGAAUAAAAACUCACCAUGAUGGUAAUGCAUUGCUGCGUGCUUAUAUUGUGGAGUGGCGAAAGUUCUUUGACCAAUGCGUAUACUUGCCUGAACCUUUUACUCAACUUGAGAAGUCACUCAGUGCACCGUCGAAAAAGAAGAAACAAGAACAAAACACUAUUGUUAGAAAGCUGAUGCUAGACAGCUGGAACAAGAAUAUUUUCAAGGACAUCUAUGAGCAACUGAAAGAUCGGACAAUGGAGUUAAUCAAGCAUGAAAGGGAAGGAGGGGAACUUGAUGCACAACUUGUGAUUGGAGUUCGGCAAUCUUUUGUAAACCUUUGUUCCAACCCGGACGACCCUCUUGAAAUUUAUCGGGAACAUUUUGAGAACGCUUACAUUGCUUCAACUGAAGAGCAUUAUAAGUCAGAGGCCGAGACUUACUUGGCUGAACAUGGCGUACGGAAGUAUAUGAAAUAUGCAUACCAGAAACUUCUGGAAGAAUCACAAAGAGGAACUCGGUACCUCGAAUCUUCGUCACAAACACGAUUAAACGCUCGUUGUGUUAAAGUUUUAGCCACUCAAUUCAGUGAAGCUAUUCUUGCAGAGUGUAAACUUAUGAUACGCGAAAAUGAAAUGGACCGUCUCUACCUCAUGUUCAACUUAAUGAACCGAGUACCGAAUGGAAUCGAUCCAAUGUUAGAAUGCUUGCAAGAAUACAUCGUUCAACAAGGGCUUGCUGAUAUGAAGGAAUGUUGCGAUAUUAUUACUACGGACUCUGAGAAAUACAUUGAUCUUCUUCUUUCUCUCUUCAAUCGUUUCUCGGACUUGGUGAAGAAGUCGUUCGAUGAUGACCCCAGGUUUUUAACGGCAAGGGACAAAGCGUUUGAAUGUGUGGUGAAUGAUUACUCAGUUUUUAACGUGGAGUUGCAAACACGAUCCAAACAAAAUCCAAUAAAGCUCCCACCCGAAUCCCGAUGUCCGGAACUUCUUGCAAACUUCUGUGACAUGCUGUUGAGAAAAACUCCUCUGAGUAAAAAACUCUCAUCGGAAGAAGUUGACGCGAAACUUAAAGACGUGUUGUUGGUGUUAAAGUAUGUUUCCAACAAAGAUGUUUUCAUGAGAUAUCAUAAAGCUCAUCUUACAAGGAGGCUCAUCCUCGGUACAUCUGCUGAUAGUGAAAAAGAGGAAAAUAUGGUGGAGGGGUUACGUGAGGUUGGAAUGCCUGCGGAUUUUGUGAACAAACUCGCACGGAUGUUCCAGGAUAUCAAAGUAAGCGAGGACCUCAACACGCAGUUCAAGGAGGCACGGGAGGAUAGAAGCUCGGAGCUCGCAAACAUCAAGAUCCUCAAUGCGGGAGCUUGGUCUCGGAGGUCGGAUCGGAUCCCUGUCUCCCUCCCUGCGAUCCUGGAGGACCUUAUUCCGGAUGUUGAGGAGUUUUAUAAGAGCAAGCACCAUGGGAGGAUGCUUAACUGGAAUCAUCUGAUGUCCAAUGGAGUUAUGACCUUUAAAACAGAGGUCGGGUCAUAUGACAUCGAGGUCACGACCUUUCAAAUGUCAGUGUUGCACAUCUGGAAUUCUCGGCCAACAGAAUCGAUUUCAUUUGAGAGUUUACGUCUGGCAACACAGUUACCUGACACUGAGUUACGGAAAACUUUGUGGUCACUUGUAGCGAACCCAAAGUUGAAACGACAGGUUUUACUUUGUGAACCAAAGCUAUCGUCUCCUAAAGAAUUCCAGGAGAGCUCCAUGCUCGCUGUCAACCAUCAGUUUGCUGUUAUGAAAGCCGGCAAGCCUCAAAAGCGUGGACGAGUGAAUCUGAUUGGUCGAUUGCAACUUUCAACCGACAAAUCACGUGAGGAGGAUAAUGAGGGGAUUACCCAACUUCGGAUUCUUAGAACACAAGAGGCCAUUGUGAAGAUCUUAAAGAUGAGAAAACGAAUCAACAACGCACAACUCCAAACAGAGUUAGUUGAAAUCCUCAAAAAUCUUUUCCUGCCUCAAAAAAAGCUGAUCAAACAACAAAUCGAAUGGCUUAUUGAGAACAAGUACAUGAAGCGCGAUGAUGACGACAUAAACACGUUUAUCUACAUCACAUAACUCAUUAUGACAUCACAGUCUUCAAAUCAUUUACUCAAGUUCAAAAAUCUACAUGAUAUCGCGGUCUAUCGUGCCUCACUACAAUUUUCAAAGUUCUUCACACCCGCUACUGCAUAUUUUGCUUAAAAGUUCUAUCAUCCCUUUCCUAUAGAUGCUACUACGGGAAGAAAUAGGUACAUAAUUUCCGCUAGGUGGCGGUAACUAUUUCAACUUAAAAAAAUUGGGAAAUCGCAAAAAAAAUAUCUAAUGGGUAGCGGUAACUGUUUACUUAAAUUUCGGAAAACCUCCAAAUUUCACUAAAAAGUGUAAAAAAGUAGUAGGGUGGGGGAAGAUGAGACACUCGUUCACUCUAUUUUCUUGUCUUGUUUGGUAGUAAACAAAGAACACUCAAAGAAUUAUAAAACCUUAUCCUGAUGACUUCCAUAGAGAGUUGUUAAUUGUUUAAAACACAAUCAAAAUACUUGAAUAUUAUGUGCUAAAGGUGUCCCAUCUCGCCCCACCCUACCAUACAAAAAAAAUUAAUCAAAUAAUACUUUGUACCUACUUCUACCCGUAGUGACAUUUUUUCCGUAUCUCCCUAUUAGAAGACAAGGCACAAACUUUUACACUAAAGGGCUCCAAAAAAAUGAAAAAAAUCAUAAACCUUUCACGUCGUCACCACUGUUAGUUUGAACUACAUUGAAUGUGUCUUUUUUGACUAAAAACUGACAAAAUGGUGACCUAAAAGUUCAGAUUCCUCGCUUGCAGUCUUUUUUUGUGCCUGCUCAGCUUUCUCAUGGGGGUUUCCCCGUAAUUGAUAAUCAUGGAUUUGAAAUGCUGGAGAUUUAUUUUCGUUCUGUAGGUGGAACAUUCGAAUAAUUUAUUUGUUUUUUUUGCGCUUUUUUCAUUGAAAUUUUGACGCGAUACAUUAGCGCACUGCACUUGCAAUAAACACGGAUUGUUACGUCA
Ciona intestinalis (vase tunicate) is the source of this 3322-nucleotide messenger RNA. The record is from RefSeq and is a predicted model, not a curated record. NCBI's taxonomy places the organism in Eukaryota, Metazoa, Chordata, Ascidiacea, Phlebobranchia, Cionidae.